Chanos chanos (milkfish) is the source of this 721-nucleotide messenger RNA. RefSeq names its product cytochrome c oxidase subunit 4I1 (gene cox4i1). Gene Ontology annotation, biological process: mitochondrial electron transport, cytochrome c to oxygen. The transcript is spliced from 5 exons. Bases 46 to 555 code for a protein of 169 amino acids. Lineage: Eukaryota; Metazoa; Chordata; Actinopteri; Gonorynchiformes; Chanidae. The record is from RefSeq and is a predicted model, not a curated record. Gene Ontology annotation, cellular component: respiratory chain complex IV.
UCCUCCUCUCACAUCUUAGGAGCGACAGGAAACAGGUCAAGAAGAAUGUUGGCGACAAGAGCGCUUCAUCUCAUUGGCAAACGAGCCCUCUCUACCUCUGUUUGCCUACGCGGUGGACAUGGUGUUGCCAAGGUAGAGGACUAUACACUCCCAGCAUACUUUGACAGACGGGAGAACCCCCUCCCUGACAUUAAGUAUGUGCAGGAUCUCAGCGCAGAGCAGAAGUCUUUGAAGGAGAAGGAAAAGGGAUCCUGGGCUGCACUCUCAAACGAGGAGAAAAUUGCAUUGUACCGUAUUAGCUUCAAGGAGAGCUUUGCAGAGAUGAACCAAGGGACCGGUGAGUGGAAAUCAGUGGUUGCUGGGAUGCUUUUCUUCAUUGGCUUCACUGGGCUUGUUGUGGCAUGGCAGAGAAAGUAUGUUUAUGGAGAUGUGCCCCAUACAUUUGAUCCUGAGUACAAGCAGAAGGAGCUUCAGAGGAUGCUGGACAUGAGGAUCAACCCCAUCGAGGGCUUUACAGCCAAAUGGGACUAUGAGAACAAUACUUGGAAGAAGUAAAUGCAUUCAUUGGACCAUGUUACACAAACAGUUAAUUGAUGAACCAAGAAACAUGUCUGUAUCUCAUCAUUUGUACGCAUUACCUCCGUAAAUACAUUUUGGAAGGCCACUUCCUCUUAAUGUUAUUGUGUAUCAUACAGAAAAUAAAGAUCACCUGUUUAUCCGA